This is a messenger RNA of Parascedosporium putredinis, 846 nucleotides long. The record is from the annotation of a GenBank genome assembly. NCBI's taxonomy places the organism in Eukaryota, Fungi, Ascomycota, Sordariomycetes, Microascales, Microascaceae.
AUGGAUACCAUACCGACACGACGGCAAAUUGUGGGGUGGUGCAGUGCCGUCACGGAACACAGAGGCAAACUUCUGCGACCUGAAUCUGGGACCGGCUGCAGUGGCCUAAACCUCGCGACAACGAGGGUUUCUGUCAUGGAGAAAAAUAUUUUGAGGUCAGCGUACCUUCUGGGUUUUCAGGGCACAGGGUCUGAGCUUGAAGGGGAGUCGGCGGCUACGGUUCUAACACGACCAGAGAACUCGAGCAUUAACCUCUUCGUAGACUCUAUCUCAGAAACGAAUUCUGGAACACACACAAAGUACUAUACCCUUAGAGAUAGGGUAGAAAGGGUUUUAGACGAUCUCGUGACACUGAUCGACUAUCAAGAUAAAAUUGCAAACCAGGACGGAUAUUGGGUGGCAUCACCGUUGGAAGAUGUGAAAAACGGAAUGAAGCGCAAAGUUGUGGGUUAUGAUCUCAAAGACGUUGUCUCGUUCCGUGGCGUAAGUCAGCGAGUUGAGUAUUUCAGCAACCUAGGAUAUGGAUGGACGCAGUAUGCUCGCGCUAUCAAGGCCCUCGUCAUUUUUGGAAGAGGUUUUGAGGACCUGAUUGUGCCGGUAGAUGGCCAGCACAGUUGUACCCAAUGGAAGGUGGUACCAUCUGGUCAGAACUACCUGUGCGCAACUAUCACCACUCUGAGACGCAUACAGAUCGCUACCCCGGGCCCUAAACCUGGGCGACAUGAGCUUCACGGUGGUAUCAGCUGGUCAUCUCCCAACAGAGAUGUCUUCACCAGAUGCCAUUGCCUCAACACCGAAACCCCGCGCCAGGCGAAGCCCACAUCCGGCCUGUGCAGUUCCUCUUAA